UCUUCCACUAAAUGAUAAAACCGGAGGCAAAAAAGAACCUGGUUCAAAACGACGUCUGCACCUUUGUAGCUCAUUUUAUUCGCUAAACUGACGCUCCUCUUAAUUACUAAUUUAAAAAACGCAGGAGUGUUUGUUUAUCACAGGUCAGGUUAAGUUAACGGGGUUUUUGGUGACGAAAGUGGCGAACCCGCAGCAAAGACUAGCCAACUUCAUACAUCUCUAAAGCGAAGGAUUGUUGGUCUCCUGCAGGAGCAGAGGAAGCCGUAAGGAGCUCGUCGGCACCAGCACAGAGCGGUGCAUCAUGGGGAAACAGAACAGCAAGCUACGGCCUGAGGUGCUGAACGACCUGCGAGAGAAUACCGAGUUCACUGACCACGAGCUGCAGGAGUGGUACCGUGGCUUCCUCAAGGACUGUCCCACUGGCCACCUGACCGUGGAGGAGUUCAAGAAGAUAUACGCCAACUUCUUCCCCUACGGCGACGCCUCAAAGUUUGCCGAGCACGUCUUCCGCACUUUUGACACCAACAGCGACGCCACCAUACUUCGGGAGUUUAUCAUCGCCUUAAGCGUGACGUCCCGGGGCGGGCUGGAGCAGAAGCUGCGGUGGGCCUUCAGCAUGUACGACCUGGACGGCAACGGGUACAUCAGCCGGGCAGAAAUGCUGGAGAUAGUCCAGGUGGGUCCAUACAACUCCUAA
This is a messenger RNA of Thalassophryne amazonica, 697 nucleotides long. RefSeq names its product hippocalcin-like protein 1. Gene Ontology annotation, molecular function: calcium ion binding. The record is from RefSeq and is a predicted model, not a curated record. NCBI's taxonomy places the organism in Eukaryota, Metazoa, Chordata, Actinopteri, Batrachoidiformes, Batrachoididae.